UUUUACUCACGGUGUCAGUGUAGACCAGCUAUGGAGUCAAGUGUUCAUCUUGUUUUGCACACCACCCAUUAUUGGGAUCGACCGUCCUUGUUCCGUACAGCCUUCAACAAAGACGGCAAAUGCUUGGAAGGCACAUUUGAUCGAAUACUGUGUUUGAAUGCUUGAAAUUUACGUGUCUUUUGUGUACUAGUCUACUGUCUGAGGAUGAUGCAUAGACGGUGGUUUCUUCCAACCUGUGGCUUUGUCUUUUUCUUUGUUGCGCUGCAAAACGCACAUGGAGACCUGAGCUACUCUGUACAGGAGGAGCUCAAGCGCGGAUCUGUUAUUGGAAAUAUCGCCAAGGAUGUCGGGCUGGAGGUGGGAAGACUGUCUGCUCGCAAAGCUCGUGUUGACAUGGAGGGACACGACAGACAAUAUUGCGGCAUUAACCUUCGGAGCGGAGAUUUAAUCGUUGCGGACAGAAUAGACAGAGAGGAGCAUUGUGGAGAAAAACCUUCAUGCGUUCUUAAAUUCGACUUGUUGUUAGAGAAUCCAUUGGAGUUACACCGGUUGUCUCUGCAGGUGCAGGAUAUAAACGAUAAUGCACCAAUUUUUCCGAAGGAGACUGUAAAACUGGACAUUAGAGAGUCAGCUGACAAAGGAGCUAGGUAUCGCAUUAAUGCAGCACACGAUCAAGAUAUAGGCAAAAACUCAGUUGAAAGGUACAUUCUGCAACCAAACCCCCACUUUGUGUUCAGUAUUCAGACGACAAGUGCUGGCAGAACAUAUGGGGAGUUGGUUUUAGAUAAAGAGUUAGACCGAGAGGAACAGCAGGAGAUAAAAUUAUUGCUCACAGCUGUGGAUGGUGGUUCUCCUCAGAGAUCUGGGACUGUAGUCAUACACGUCAUUGUACUUGAUGCUAAUGAUAACGCUCCAGUUUUUAGUGAGGCCGUAUAUACAACCACGUUACCGGAAAACUCACCUAUGAAAACCCCAGUUAUCACGGUUAGUGCCUCUGACGCAGAUGAAGGUGUAAACGGAGAGGUAACGUAUGAGUUUAGCCGACUCUCUGAUAAAUCACUAAAGCUUUUUUCAUUGGAUGAGAAAACUGGAGACAUCAGUGUGACAGGUGACAUAGAUUAUGAAGAAGGAUCGAAAUAUGAAGUAUUUGUUGAGGCAAAAGAUGGUUAUGGUCUGUCUUCAGAAGCAAAGGUGAUUAUUGAUAUAACUGAUGUUAAUGAUAACACUCCAGUUAUAUAUCUGAAAUCCCUGACUAACCCCGUACCUGAGAACGUGUCACCUGGUACAGAGGUGGGCAUCAUUAACGUGCAGGACAGAGACUCUGAGAAUAACAGACAGGUCCGCUGCUCCAUUCAGCAAAACGUCCCUUUUAAGUUGGUCCCUUCUAUUAAAAACUAUUAUUCUCUGGUGACCACAGGACAACUGGACCGUGAACUAGUGUCUGAUUACAACAUUACAAUCACUGCCACUGACGAGGGCUCUCCACCUCUGUCCUCCUCUAAAACUGUUCAGUUAUCUGUAGCAGACAUCAAUGACAACCCACCUGUGUUUGAGGAACAGUCGUACAGCGCAUAUGUGACUGAAAAUAACAAACCCGGCUCCACUUUAUGUUCCGUUACUGCUCGAGACCCCGACUGGAGACAAAACGGAACAGUGAUUUAUUCUCUGUUACCCGGUGAGGUAAACGGUGCCCCGGUGUCCUCCUAUCUGUCUGUUAACGGAGACACAGGGGUGAUCCACGCUGUGAGGUCGUUUGAUUAUGAACAGUUCAGGAGUUUUAAAGUCCACGUGAUAGCCAGAGACAACGGUUCUCCUCCACUCAGCAGCAACGUGACCGUCAGUGUCUUCAUAUCGGAUGUGAAUGACAACUCUCCUCAGAUACUGUACCCCAUUCACAAGAGUCGCCCGAGGUAG
Etheostoma cragini (Arkansas darter) is the source of this 1914-nucleotide messenger RNA. RefSeq names its product protocadherin gamma-A10-like. The record is from RefSeq and is a predicted model, not a curated record. Gene Ontology annotation, biological process: homophilic cell-cell adhesion. Gene Ontology annotation, cellular component: plasma membrane. Gene Ontology annotation, molecular function: calcium ion binding. The transcript is spliced from 2 exons. NCBI's taxonomy places the organism in Eukaryota, Metazoa, Chordata, Actinopteri, Perciformes, Percidae. The coding region runs from base 205 to 1914 and encodes 569 amino acids.